AUGGGUAACAGGCAAAGUUCCAAAAGAAGGGAGAGUCAGAUUGUACGUCCAAAUUUGGCAUCAGCUGUCAAUCCAUCACUUCCACCUGAAGCUGUCAAUACACUUGCAAACUGUUUGAACCGCCUGCCACUUGUUCUUGAUAAGAGGGUACGGGAUGAGGUGAUACAUCGGGUGGAACUGGUCGAGACUCCUGAUACUCCAGAAAUUCUUUUAAGGAAGGGUCAAGAGCCGUCUGGAAUUUAUGUGCUUGUGUCUGGAAAUGUAAAUGUUGUGAGUGAAAAUGAAAAAUAUGUUCUGAGAAAGAUCCAAGCUGGUGAUUGUUUUGGUGAAGUUUCAGUCCUUUUUAAUAUCAAGUGCACUGCUGACGUGAAGACCGUGAACAGGUAAAAAGUAUCCAGGUGUUUCAUUUAAAUCUGGACAGUGGUGCCAUUUGUGAAAGUUCUUUUUCGUUUUUCAAAUAAUGAUAAUUAUUGCUUUGUAAAGCUACUUACAAUUACUUCAUGUUUUAGUGAAAUAAUUAUAAAAUAAUCAAACUGGUGAUUUGCCGUGUUGCCAUGAUGGAAAAGAAAGCAAAAUGCAAUGGAUAUGGUUGAUGAGAAAUUAGUACUAUUUCUAUGUGAAAGGAAAUAUGAUUCAAGCCUUUCUUUUAAAAAAUGAAGUGUUAUUUUUAUAAUACUGUAGUUUAGUUAAGUCAUUUUAAAUUUUUACAAAAAUCUGUCAAUUCUUCAAUGAUUCUUUGGUCUUUAUAAAGACAUAAAAUGAAGAUAAAGAAGUUAUAAAUGCAAGUGACUAAGUAGCCUCUUGAUGUACAUAAUGUCGUGGAAAAUUAUUGUGAGGUAUAUAUUAUGUGUUAUUGACCAAGCAUGAAGUCAAGAUGGCUGGAUAUUAGUUCUUUUUUGUGUUUUUAUUGACCAAGAUGAAGUAGAGGGAAAUAUUCAGUCCAUCUUGACCAAAUAAGCUUGGACAAUAAAAGAUAAAUUAUAUGGCCUAAAAGUGAACAUUUACUUGCGGAACCAACAUGGGAAAUCCCCAGCAGGCAAGAUUGACCCAUCUUGCUCGCUCAGGUAGCCAAUCAGAAUGUAGGAUUCACUUCAUCUUGCCUGCUUGCGGAUUCAGCCUUAUAAUAAAGCAUUUUACACCAGGGAAUAGAGUUCCCUUGUAGAACCAGACAUAUGCAAAACCUAUGCUCAUGCUAUUUGUUUACUAUGUUGGACUAUGUUUCAGCUAUGUUAUGUUCACUACUGCCUAUGUAUUAACUAUGUAACACACCAAACAACAUAGUCCAAAGUAUGCGAAAUCUAUGUUGAAACUAUGUUUAGGCUAUUUGAAAAGCACAUAGCUUUUGAAUACCUAUGCAAAUACUAUUCAAAAUCUUUUCAUAGUCUUGACAUAGCUAUGUAUUUACUAUGCAAUAGAAAGUUCUGCUUUUCCUUCCGAUUAGCAUCCUAUGUAUUCACUAUGCAUCAAAGUAAAAUAGCUUUUACAUAGCAUUUCGAUCUUCACUUUUAUUUCCAACAAGUUUCUUAGCUUUUACAUAGUGCUAUGUAUAUUCUAUGCUAUGCGAUGAAACAUAUUUGCAGCCUAUGUAUUCACUAUGUGACAUUUUCAUUUAGCUUUAUCAUGAGAUAAAGGCUACAUAGCUUUUACAUAAACAUAUUUUUUCCUAUGUCACUCAUAUGAAAAAUAUAUGUAGUCUAUGCGUUUAUUUUUCCUAUGUGAUAUUCCAACGUAGCUUUUAAGUGACUAGGCAUGUUGAUGGUAGCGCUUACAGAAGGCUAACCAUACUUCGAAAGUAAAAAGAAGUGUUUUAAACUAAAACACUGAAAAAUCAUGUACUAUAAUUUUUUUUUGUGCUUGCAGAUAGUUUCUUAGUGAGAAGACUUUUGUAUCAUUGCAUUGAAUCGCUACAUCCAUCAUCCCUGUCUUAACUUUCCUUUCUAGCUUUUCCAUAGAGUUCUUCACUUGAAAUCAUACUUCCAUGCAUCAUUUUCUUCUUUUACAUUGGGUUCGAUCCUUCGUCUUGAUUGUGGACGUCUCCUGAAUAUAACUGCAUGGUCAAAACUGCGAAACGCUACCUGCCUCGGUGGAUGUUUGUCAGCCAUUUUGUUUGCACUAGUUCCCAGGGAAGCCCGUGAGUUCAACACAUGCGUAUUUUUGCGUUUUAUCGUCACGUGGGCCUUUUCAACCAAUGAAAAGGUGUGAAAAUUGUCUGUUUCCACGCGGGCGCUUUCAAGUCAAAGAAGACGAGCUGUAAGCGUGGGUUUUUACAAGAAGACGCUUCUUUUUACUUCAAUUUACAGUCUUUUUCCUGCCAGGUUCAACAAAAAGUAUUCCUAACGUUGGUAAGUGAUGUUUUUCUCAAUUAAGUUUCGAUUUGCCUGUGUUGUCUCCCCUUUUCGCGUAUCUGAACAAGGAUCGGUCGAUCACGCUUUGAUACUCCGUCGUUUCAAUUCUAAAACGUCAGGUUGUUUUUAUGUUCAUUUGCCUUAGAAUCUCCACUUUUCUGUUUGCAGAUACUUAUUCGUUGCAGUCAAAAGGAAACUGUAUGGCACUGAAGAGCACGACAUCAGCAAAAGUCUACACGAUAAGCAAACUUAAACUUGGGGUUUCGAUUCUGAAACCUCCAUGAAAAUACUGCAUUUGUGUUUAUAUACUAUUAGUGUUCGUGGUAUUAUAUUGCCAUAGUUUUUAAAUUUUUCGUUUCAAAACCUAUUUCUUACCAAUGUAAAAGGUAUUCUUAUUCAUACUUUUACACUAUUUUUACUAUUUUGGUGAUUUUUACGACGUAUUUUAAACACUACAUUUGCUUAAGCAGAUCGAAACCUACAUACAUAAGAGACUAUGUCAAUUCUAUGUAAUUUCUGUUUGAACUCUAGUUAAAACUUGUGUAUGUGAUAUGUUUUACCUAUUCAAAUACUAUUAAAAUCCUAUUUCAAACCUAUGCAAAGACUAUUUGUUCUGUGUUUUCCCUAUUUUAAUGCUAUGCAAAGUAUAUGUCACCUUUAAAAAGGCUAUGUUUUUCAUAUGUUUUUUCUAUUUCUAGGCUAUCUAAAUUCUAGGCAAACCCUAUUCAAAAGCUAUUUAAUCAACUGUUCCCUGUUCCAUUUUACUAUGUAAACUCUAUUUCAGUCCUAUGUGAAGGCUAUUUAUUUUCUAUGAUUUUUCUAUGAGGUUGACUAUGAAGUCUAAAAUCUCUUUCCACAAGCUAAGUAAACUGUAUGUAUAGGCUAUGUGGAAACUAUGUCAUUUCUUCCUUUAUUCCUACCUUUAAAAACUGCAUAGCUUUUAAGUAGGUUCCGUUUGACUAGCGAAAACAUAGCAUUUUCGAUACAAAAAACAUAGUCCUGGCAUAGAAACAACAUAGGAUCUGGUUAAAGCAAUGUAUGAGUGAUUAACAUAGGUUUUGCAUAGCUUUGUGACAUAGCAUUUGCAUAGAUUCUACAUAGUGUCUGAUUCUACAAGGGUUAUUUAAAAUAAUUCAGGUUUCCAGUAGUCUACUUUGGAUCACUUUGCUCCUCUAUCUGUUAUGUGCCCAUUAUCUUUUUGUCUUUUACAAGGUGUGUAAUUUUGUUGCUAAAAACUUCUGAUGCUCGUCAAUUGUUUACAUUUCCAAGUGAAGUGACGCUGUUGCAGUGGUUUCAACAGAGGUUAGUGUCACCUAUCUUAUGUGCUUAUAAUGGAUCCCAAAUGUGAUAAUUUUGGAAAAUCUGUUCUCCUGUUGUUCCUUUAUAUAGCAAUGUGACACAUGUAUAAAGUUUAGGUCCUGUUCGCACUAUACAAAUUUUUUUCUUGUUUUGCAAAAAAAUUGUCAACAGGAAGACAUUGCCAGUUCAAAUAAUUUUUUUGACGUACCAAAAUGUUCUCAAGCGUAACCAAACUUCAAAGAUUCCAUCCAGAAAGUUCAGAGACCUACAAUUUUUUGUCAGUUGACAAAAUCCUCUGUUCUUUGACAGCUGUGUAUAAAAUGCUCGAGGCAAUUUGCUACAAAAGCAAGAUGACGUUGUACAUAGCUCUACCAACAAGCAUGGAGUAUAAAUGUUAAUUAUUGCGGUCAAGUGCCUGUACAUGUGUAUUUAAGUAAUAUAAAAAUUUAUUGGUUCCAUCUAAUUAUGUUAUUACCUGAGCUAAAAGCUGGGGCUGAUUAUUCACUGAAAAUGAUAUUUAUUAUCUGUGUGUGUUUGUGCUAUUAAUAGGAGAUACUUUGACACCAGUAAACUGUUCAACAGUCAUCAGCUGUCUCGUGAGAUUGCUCUUGAUGUGCUACAAAGGGUAAGAUCUUGAUAUUUAGUAAUAAUUAAAAUUAUACCAAAAGUAAUUUAGGAACUGUAUUGAUCUCUGUUGUCUUGAACAUUUUUUUUUUUUAAAAAGCAAAUAUCAAUUUUAAGCAAAUUUUUAAUUUUAUUACAUGUAGGUUCCUUAAAGUAAUUUAUUUUUGUAUUAUAGUCUCCAGUGUUACAUGGUUGGAAGAAAGAAGCUUUAGAUGCUGUAAUAAAGACAGUUAAACCUGGUAAAUUAAACUUAAGUUAAAAAGAUAUUUUAAUAUCAUUUUAUUAUUUAAAAAUAAUAGUAAUUUGAACUAUUCAAAUCAGCAACACCUGACUGAAAAAAAGGUUAUUGUUGUGUAGACUGCUGAAACCAUUACAGUAUUUUGUUCUAUGCUGCUGUAAACAUCACAACUCAUGGAAAAACUUCUUAAUGUUAUUUGAUUUUAAAGUACAGUUUUUACAUGUAACAUGUACUUGACCACGAUUUAUAUAGGGUUUGCAUAAUUAUUUGCCCGUCAACGAGAAAAAUGUUUAACAGUAAAAGAACAGGCACUUUUUUUAAAGAAAAGUUAGGAACGAAUAAAUAUGUAAAUUGUUACAUUGCAGAAAUUAUUAUGCUGUAUCCUGCAAAUAGCAUUAUUACAAAAGAAGGAUGGAAGGGGCAGGAAAUAUUUAUUCUUCUUCAUGGACAGUAAGUACAUUGUACAAAUUGAUAUUAUAUUCCUUCUUGUGUCACAUGUAAUUGGUUUAAUUCACAUUUUUUGUGUUUAUAGUUUGAACUGCUUUAAGACUGAGUGACUGCUGUAACUGAAUUUUAAUAUGAAAAAAAUAGAAACCCUCUGUUUAAUAAUACAGUGGAACAUCCUUGUGACCACCCCUUAUUAGAUUCAAAUAUCAAAAUUUUCGUAGUCAAAGCUCUGUGAUAAAAUUAAACCUCUCAUAAAAGACUACCCUGUUCAUUGUUUUUAACUUCUUGUAAUUAACCACUUGAUGCAUGGUCUAUCAAAAUUACCUCUGACCUGCUCCUUGCUCAUUGAAUGUACUAUGCCACUGAAAGUAUACAAAGAAUUUUCAUUGACAAAUUGAAACCACACAUAUCAUAGCUUAGAAAUUGAGUGCAAUAAAUUCUCUUCCAAAAAGAAAAUGUGUUGGGACCUUUCUCGGAAGAGACCCCUUGUGGUUUGAUUUCCAUGAGUGACUAUCUCCCAUAAGCAACCACUAAAUUGCAUUUUGGGCGGUCGCCUAUGGGAGGUUCCACACUUUAUAAUGGGCAGUGUCUUGGUGUUGGGGACAGGUGCAAUCACCAAAUGACAUAAUACAAAAGCAUAAAAAGACACCAAACAAUACCCACACCACAACACAAUAGCUAACCAACAAUAGUUUCCGCAACACCAAGAAAAACCUGUAUAAUGCACCGUGCCCAAAUAGACUAGGCACUGAUAAGGUGGUGUGGCAAUCUUUACAGUAAAUAUACGGCACUAAUUUUUAUUUGCCUUUGCCUUAGAAACUUUAUGAUGAUCCAAGAGAAAAGAAAAACUAGCAUUCAAUUUGUUUAGGAGUUUUCAAACCAAAGAAAAAUUUGAACCACAAUAACAUUUGGUAUUUGAAACUGAGACAAUGGUUAAUAUGAACUCACUGGUUACUCUAUUUGUACUCAACAGGGUGACGUUUUCCACAGGGGACCAAGAGCUUGCUACAUUUGCUGCUGGAGAAAAAGGUUUCUCCUUUGGUGAAGAAGGCAUGUUGUUAUUAACCGCCCUUUAA
Messenger RNA from Porites lobata, 6029 nucleotides. NCBI's taxonomy places the organism in Eukaryota, Metazoa, Cnidaria, Anthozoa, Scleractinia, Poritidae. The record is from the annotation of a GenBank genome assembly.